Messenger RNA from Penicillium nucicola, 531 nucleotides. RefSeq lists its product as uncharacterized. The coding region runs from base 1 to 531 and encodes 176 amino acids. The record is from RefSeq and is a predicted model, not a curated record. The transcript has a single exon. Lineage: Eukaryota; Fungi; Ascomycota; Eurotiomycetes; Eurotiales; Aspergillaceae.
AUGAGUCGCCUCAGCGAUGAUUUGGGCAACUCCAAAGUUGAUCUAGCCACAUCGAUCGACGCAAUCCCCGCGAACCUCGAGACGUCUGAACAUAGCUCGAACUCGGCUUCCACGAAGGAACUCAUCAAUUUGGCCCUUGAAUUUCUGUCAACCUCUAGCAAUGAAGCCCUGUUGGGGGUCUUUUCUCUCCUUACACUUGUCACCUACGUUAUUCUCGGGCGAAUCGGACUCGUCCUUAUCGGAGUAGUGCUAGGGGUUGUCCUUCACGCAUCGUGGGAGGGACCAGUUUCAUCAUCAGAAGGAUCGCGUGGACCAAAAAAGAGAAGAGAACUUGCGCUAGAAGUGUCCAGCAGGCUGUUGGACUGGUCGAAACGGGACAGUGCUACGAAAACCCAGAGCAACAAUGAUGGGUCUAUGACUGGCCCUGAGGGUCUAUCCUCGGCAGACCUUGAGUAUGCCACAUUUCAACCAGCCACCGCGAGUGCGUUGAAGACACUCACAGACGCUGUCAUAAGAGACUAUGUUCAGUAA